Molecule: messenger RNA, 1105 nt
Organism: Erigeron canadensis
Lineage: Eukaryota; Viridiplantae; Streptophyta; Magnoliopsida; Asterales; Asteraceae
Product: probable phospholipid hydroperoxide glutathione peroxidase
Exons: 6
Coding region: 122-820 (232 amino acids)
Biological process (GO): response to oxidative stress
Molecular function (GO): glutathione peroxidase activity
Source: RefSeq, a predicted model, not a curated record
UGAGCAAGCAAACCAAUGACUUCAUUUUAAAGCCCAUUUCUAUAUUUCCACUUUCUUUAAACCCCUACAUUCAAAAUUCAAUCUUUAUCUCUUCAAUUUAAUUAAUUUUCAAUCAAUAAAAAUGGCAUCUAUUCCUUGUUCUUCAUAUAUCACAUCUCCAUUUCUUGAUUUCUCAAAAUCCAAUAGAACCCAAUUGCCUUGUGGGAUGAAAUCUGUGUUAGGGUCAUCUAAUUCUGAGUUUUUACAACAUGGGUUUGCUCUAACAGCUAAAAUCUUUUCUGGGUUUUCGACGAAUUCUCAAACCCGGUUUGGUGUUUUUGCUGCAGCUGCCACCGGAAAAAGUCUAUAUGAUUUUACUGUAAAGGAUAUCGAUCGAAAGGAUGUCCCUCUUUCCAAAUUCAAAGGAAAGGUUCUACUAAUUGUCAAUGUUGCAUCACAAUGUGGUUUAACGUCAUCGAACUACUCAGAGCUCUCUCAGAUUUAUAACAAGUACAAGGAUCAAGGACUUGAAAUCUUGGCCUUCCCCUGCAAUCAGUUUGGGUUCCAAGAACCUGGAUCAAAUGAUCAGAUUAAACAAUUUGCUUGUACAAGGUUCAAAGCGGAAUUCCCCAUUUUUGACAAGAUUGAUGUGAAUGGUCCAUUCACGGCCCCGAUAUAUCAGUUCCUCAAGUCAAGUACAGGAGGAUUGUUGGGCGAUUUGGUAAAGUGGAAUUUUGAGAAGUUUUUAGUAGAUAAAAAUGGGAAAGUCGUCGAAAGAUACCUUCCUACUACUUCUCCUCUUCAGAUCGAGAAGGACAUCAGGAAGCUUGUUGCUGCAUGAUUUGAUUGGAUACUCAAAAUUUCACAAGCUAAAUCAUACAUAUAUACACUUUUUUCUAAAGAGUUUUCGUUUUAGUUCUUGUAAUACAAAGCAAAUAAUGUGUAGUCAAAACCGGCGAUUUGGAUAUAUCUAUAUAUCCAUCGAUACAACUAAGUAAAUCGAUAGUCCUGGUACUUGUUGUCUUAAGCAUAUAAUUUGUCAUAUCACAUAUUUUCAAUAGAUUAUGUAAUGAGAUAAAUAGCAUGGAUGUAAUCAUAUACUAGUACAAGUGAUGGUGUUUUGGCA